Messenger RNA from Mesitornis unicolor (brown roatelo), 1781 nucleotides. Its product is annotated as cadherin-12. Gene Ontology annotation, cellular component: membrane; adherens junction; catenin complex. The annotation marks the transcript as partial. Gene Ontology annotation, biological process: cell morphogenesis; calcium-dependent cell-cell adhesion; adherens junction organization. Gene Ontology annotation, molecular function: calcium ion binding; cadherin binding. The record is from RefSeq and is a predicted model, not a curated record. The transcript has 5 exons. NCBI's taxonomy places the organism in Eukaryota, Metazoa, Chordata, Aves, Mesitornithiformes, Mesitornithidae.
AUACUUCAUCGAUUGGAAGAAUGAUGUGGACAGCUACUUUACAAUAGAUGCUACUGAAGGAACCAUUGCUACUAAUGAAUUACUGGACAGAGAAAGCACAGCACAGUACAAUUUCUCUAUAAUUGCAAGUAAAGUUAGUAACCCACUAUUAACCAGCAAAGUCAACGUUAUAAUAAAUGUCCUGGAUGUCAACGAGUUUCCUCCUGAAAUUUCAGUUCCAUAUGAGACAUCUGUAUGUGAAAAUGCCAAACCAGGACAGGUGAUACAGACUGUCACUGCAGCAGACAAAGAUUUGUCACCAGCUGGGCAAAGGUUUUCCUUCAGACUGUCAGCUGAGGCUUCCAACAAACCAAAUUUCACAGUUCAUGACUACAGAAACAACACAGCUGGGAUUGAAACCAGGAGAAAUGGUUACAGCAGAAGGCAGCAAGAGCUGUACUUUCUUCCAGUAGUGAUAGAAGAUAGCAGUUAUCCUGUCCAGAGCAGCACAAACACAAUGACUAUCCGUGUUUGCAGAUGUGAUUCUGAUGGUACCAUCCUGUCCUGCAACGUGGAAGCAAUCUUCUUACCAGUAGGCCUCAGCACAGGAGCGCUGAUUGCAAUCUUGUUGUGUAUUGUUAUACUUCUAGUCAUUGUGGUACUGUAUGUAGCACUACGGAGGCAGAAGAAAAAAGAUACCCUGAUGACCUCUAAAGAAGACAUCAGAGACAAUGUUAUCCAUUAUGAUGAUGAAGGAGGUGGAGAAGAGGACACCCAGGCUUUCGACAUAGGUGCCCUGAGGAAUCCCAAAGUGAUUGAAGAUAACAAAAUACGCAGGGACAUAAAACCAGACACCUUGCGUUUUCAACGUCAGAGACCACCAGUGGAAGAUAACACAGACAUAAGAGAUUUCAUUAAUCAAAGGCUGCAGGAAAAUGAUGUAGAUCCAACUGCACCCCCUUAUGACUCCUUGGCAACCUAUGCUUAUGAAGGAAAUGGAUCUGUUGCAGAGUCUCUCAGCUCUAUAGACUCCCGUACUACAGAGGCAGACCAGGAUUAUGACUAUCUGAGUGACUGGGGACCUCGCUUUAAGAUCUUGGCAGACAUGUUUGGAGAAGAAGAAAGUUAUAACCCUGACAAAGUCACUUAAAUACAACUCCAACAGUGAAAUAAAAAUAAAAGUAAACCAACAACAAUUUUAAAAGAUAAACCUAAGCUUUAUAAUAUGACAGGAUUUCUUUGAUUAUAAAAGACAGCAACUGUUUCCAGCAAGUUAUGACAUUUAUCAUACUGUCAGUUUUGGUUUGAUCUGCAAAGGAAAGAUAAAUCCUGUAAUAUACACAGCUUUUUUGUUGUUGUUAUUUUGUUACUCUGGAAUUACACUGAGACAAGCUCAGGUCUACAAGGUACAGUUUACUGACCUGACUUAGAAAGAAGAUAGUUUUCUGGCAUCACAGUGGAAGAGUGGUAGCUUUUUCGUAAUUCCACUAAAGUGCCUAUAAACUUUUAUCAUUUCAGUGGUAAAGAGUCUACUGUGAUGGUGUUACAAAACUGAUUGAUAAACUGGACAAGAACUUUAAGACAAGAAGCAAUAGCAACAUGCUGACUUCUUUUAGAACGAAAAUGGAGAUCACUUCCUGGAGUAUGUCUAAUGACUAAAACUAAGGGGAGAGGGGUGUACAUUGUGUUUGGGGAUUAUGUAUGUUUUUUUUUUAAAGAAGAAAACAGUAUGUUGAGACAUCAUAUUUCCUCUUCCAAAAUUUCUCUGACAAUUUAAAUUUAAACUGCUGUUGCUCACUCUG